CUGCUGCCAGAGUUCGGCGGCUGGCAAGUAGCGAGCUGCACAACGAGUGACAGGCGGUGUAAACAGAAAGUGUCGCACGAGUCACACACGACGGGCGCGGGCGGAUUGCGCGCGGACACUGAGUGGCCGACCGCGGUCACGAUGGAGGGAAGAGGAGGAGGAGGCAAGGGGGGAGGAGGAACAGCGCGAACGCAGCGCUCGGCGCUUGUGAUAACUCAGCGCCUCAUUCAUUCGACCAGCGAAGACCGGGGAGCCGGAGCGCGGGAGUGUUCCACCGCACCAACACACGACGCACGCGCGCGCUGA
Molecule: messenger RNA, 306 nt
Organism: Danaus chrysippus (African queen)
Lineage: Eukaryota; Metazoa; Arthropoda; Insecta; Lepidoptera; Nymphalidae
Source: the annotation of a GenBank genome assembly